AUGCCUCCGGCGCCGGCGCCGGUACUUUCAGCCGAUGCGCAAAUUGAGAAUCGGAAUUCGGUCAUGUCGAGGGCGUCGUCCACGCGUGAGGAUUAUCAAAUUAUAAGUGUUUUGAAUACUAAUUGUAGUAAUAAUCAUGGUCAAAAUCACCAUAGCCGGGAGCAGCAGCAAGUGAAGAUCAAUGAAAUAGUGGGCGAUGGAAUUUCGGGAAUUUUAAGCAAAUGGGUCAAUUAUGGUAAAGGGUGGAGAUCUAGAUGGUUCGUGCUGCAGGAUGGGGUGUUGAGUUACUACAAGAUCCAUGGGCCUGAUAAGAUUUUGCCGGAGCCCGUUAGUGAAGUUCACUUGAAGGUCUCUUCUAUCCGAGAGAGCCGUUCAGAUGAUAAGAGAUUUUCCAUUUUCACGGGAACAAAGAGGCUUCAUCUGAGGGCACAGAGCAGAGAAGAUCGAAUAGCAUGGAUGGAAGCAAUACAGGCUGUGAAGGAGAUGUUUCCAAGAAUUUCCAAUAGUGAGUUAAUGGCUCCUCUGGAAAAUGUUGCUGUCUCAACUGAAAAGCUGAGACAGCAAUUGUUGGAAGAAGGUGUAAGUGAAUCUGCCAUUCAAGACAGUGAGCAGAAUAUGAGAAAUGAGUUUGGAUCUGUGCAGAACCAAUUGAUGCUGUUGAAGCAGAAGCAUUGGAUGCUUACGGACACGUUGCAACAGUUAGAGACAGAAAAGGUGGAUUUGGAGAACACUGUUGUUGAUGAGAGCCAGAGACAGUUAAAUGAAAUUGGAGCAUCUAGUAGAUCAAGGCAAGACAAAUAUAGCGAAAGCGCGAGUGAAUCUGAAGAUGAAAAUGAAAGAGUUGAUGCAGCAGAGGAUGGUACUGAUGAAGAAGACAAUACAUUCUUUGACACCAAGGAUUUCCUUUCGUCGAGCUCUUUCAAAAGCAAUGGGUCUGGCUUUAGGACAUCAUCAUUUUCAUCCGAUGACAACAAACUAUAUGCUUUUGAAGCUGAUGAUUCUGUUGAUCCUGCCAUUAGAGCUGCUGGAACUAACUUUCCUUAUGUUAAGCAUCGGAAGAAACUCCCAGACCCCGUUGAGAAAGAGAAAGGUGUGAGUUUAUGGUCGAUGAUUAAAGAUAAUAUCGGGAAGGACCUGACAAAAGUUUGUCUUCCUGUAUACUUCAAUGAACCUCUCUCUUCCCUGCAAAAGUGUGUUGAAGAUUUGGAAUAUUCAUAUCUUCUCGAUCGGGCGCAUGAAUGGGGAAAGAGGGGUAACAGCCUUAUGAGGAUUCUAAAUGUAGCUGCAUUUGCAGUAUCUGGAUAUGCUUCUACUGACGGAAGGAAUUGCAAACCAUUUAAUCCACUGUUAGGGGAGACUUAUGAGGCUGAUUAUCCAGAUAAAGGCUUCCGAUUCUUCUCGGAGAAGGUGUCUCAUCACCCAAUGGUAGUAGCAUGUCAUUGCGAGGGUACUGGCUGGAAGUUUUAUGGUGAUAGCAAUCUGAAAAGCAAAUUUUGGGGUCGCUCUAUCCAGCUCGAUCCAGUUGGUGUUUUAACGCUAGAGUUUGAGGAUGGAGAAGUUUUCCAAUGGAGCAAGGUAACAACAUCGAUUUACAAUCUUAUUCUGGGGAAACUAUAUUGCGAUCACUAUGGUACAAUGCGGAUAGAAGGAAACCGCAAUUACUCGUGUAAACUGAAAUUCAAGGAGCAGUCUAUCAUAGACAGAAAUCCUCAUCAGGUGCAAGGAAUAGUCCAAGAUAGGAGCGGAAAGACGGUAGCAACUCUAUUUGGAAAGUGGGAUGAGAGCAUGCAUUAUGUCAAAGGAGACUGCUCGUCUAAAGGAAAAGGUCACGAAUCUCUGUCAGAAGCUCGUUUGCUCUGGAAACGUAGCAAGCCUCCUAAGUUCCCUACGCGUUGUAAUUUGACACGCUUUGCCAUCGGACUGAACGAGCUUAUUCCCGAACUGAAGGAAAAGCUGCCCCCAACAGAUUCAAGGCUGAGACCUGAUCAAAGGUGCUUGGAAAAUGGGGAGUAUGAAAUGGCUAAUUCAGAAAAAUUGCGGCUGGAGCAGCAGCAGCGGCAGGCUAGGAAGAUGCAAGAGAGGGGUUGGAAGCCUCAGUGGUUUGCAAAGGACAAAGGUUCGGAUACCUACCGCUAUAUUGGAGGAGUGAGCUACCAGGAGUCGGGUCUUGGUUGGUUGCCAGUGUUCAAUAUUAUUGCUGGAAAUCUUGGAAAACAGUCGAUGAUGAUCAUUGGCACGAGCAGCAAAUAUAUCCGUAGCCUGCCUGUAUAUUACUUCGAUGAAGCAACUAAGUUGCCAUUGAUAUUCAUUCAGUUUCUUGUUUCUGAUAAUUCUUCGAUUUUCUUCUCCAUUGCUCCUUGGUUUUGCUGUGAACACUAG
Messenger RNA from Fraxinus pennsylvanica, 2379 nucleotides. NCBI's taxonomy places the organism in Eukaryota, Viridiplantae, Streptophyta, Magnoliopsida, Lamiales, Oleaceae. The record is from the annotation of a GenBank genome assembly.